This is a messenger RNA of Paramisgurnus dabryanus, 3892 nucleotides long. Its product is annotated as cytochrome P450 2K1-like. NCBI's taxonomy places the organism in Eukaryota, Metazoa, Chordata, Actinopteri, Cypriniformes, Cobitidae. Gene Ontology annotation, biological process: xenobiotic metabolic process. The record is from RefSeq and is a predicted model, not a curated record. Gene Ontology annotation, cellular component: intracellular membrane-bounded organelle; cytoplasm. Gene Ontology annotation, molecular function: heme binding; iron ion binding; oxidoreductase activity, acting on paired donors, with incorporation or reduction of molecular oxygen, reduced flavin or flavoprotein as one donor, and incorporation of one atom of oxygen.
AGGGAAACUUUUUACACACUAGCGUGCGCACGAACUGAAAUGGUUCAAAGGGUUUUUGAUGAUUUCAUGACAAAUAGCUACACCCACUUAACACUCUUCAGUGCUGGUAGCAGACUAUAAGUUACUUGCAAAAACCUUCGUUGACUUGUCUUUGUGUGUGUUGUCUGAAUAUGGCACUUUUUCAGGAUUUCAGCACAGCUGUGUUGAUCUGUGUUUUAAUUCUGCUUUUGGUUCUUUAUCAUCUGUUCUCUGGGUCUAACUUCAGAAAUGAACCUCCUGGGCCAAAACCAUUGCCACUACUAGGAAAUCUGCUAAUGCUGAAUUUCAACAGACCAUAUUUGAGUCUCUGUGAGAUGGCGAAGCAGUAUGGCCCGGUGUUCACCGUGUACCUUGGUCCAAAGAAAGUGGUUGUGUUGGCUGGCUACAAAACAGUGAAACAGGCGCUUGUUCAUUAUGCAGUUGAAUUUGGAGACAAAGAAAUUUUGCCAUUGUUUCGUGAAUUGACUAAUGGACAUGGAAUUAUAGCUGCUAAUGGAGAGAGCUGGAAAGAGAUGAGACGUUUCGCUCUUACCAACCUGCGAGACUUUGGGAUGGGCAAGAAGAAGAUUGAGGAGAAGAUCAUAGAGGAAACAUGCCACUUAAAAGAGGAAUUUGAGAAGUUUGAAGGAAAUCCUUUUGAAACCAACCAGCUGAUGAACUACGCUGCCUCAAGUGUCAUCGCUUCUAUCAUUUAUGGGCACAGAUUUGAUUAUGCAGACCCUCAUUUGAGGUGUAUGGUGGAUCGAGCCAAUGAAAGCGUUAGAUUGAUUGGAACAGCAUCUGUACAGCUCUGUAACAUGCUGCCAUGGCUUGGUCCUUGGAUAAAGAACUGGAGACUGCUGAUGAAAAACCGUGAGCUUGAUAUCAAAGAGAUAUCAGACCUGGUGGAGAGUUCACGUCAAACCCUAAACCCUCAAAACCUCAGAGGAUUUGUGGAUUCAUUCCUGCUCCACCAGCAGACUGUAGAGGGAUCUAAAGAGAAGACAUUUUACCAUGAGCAGAACCUCAUUUUUACUAUUGAUAAUCUGUUUAUUGCUGGUACUGACACCACCAGUACAACACUGCGCUGGGCUUUACUGCUAAUGGCCAAAUAUCCUCAUAUACAGGAUCAGGUUCAGGAGGAGAUUGAUCAAGUUAUUGGUGAACGUCAGCCGGUUACAGAGGACAGGAAAAACUUACCUUAUACAGAUGCUGUGAUCCAUGAAACCCAGAGACUGGCAAACAUUUUACCAAUGAGUCUGCCCCAUAUGACCAGCUGUGAUGUCGAAUUCAAUGGAUAUUUCUUCAAGAAGAGCACGUGUGUAUUUCUACUUCUGAUGUCUGUAUUAUGGGAUGAGGAGGAAUGGGAAACCCCUUACAUAUUUAACCCUGAACACUUUCUGGAUGAACACCGCAGGUUCAGGAAGAGAGAAGCUUUUCUGCCGUUCUCUGCAGGUCGCAGGGCUUGUUUAGGAGAGAGUUUGGCGAGGAUGGAGCUCUUUCUGUUCUUUACUUCUCUUCUUCAGUAUUUUCGCUUCACUCCUCCACCUGGAGUCUCUGAAGAUGAACUGAAUCUCACUUCAGCUGUGGGCUUCACACUGAGUCCAUCACCACACAAACUUUGUGCAGUUAAACGGUUUUGAUAUCUGUGGCACUUAAAAACAGUGAUGGGAGUAGCGCGUCACAAAGUAACCUGUUACUGUAAUUCCACUACUUUUAGCGGUAUUUUAGAAGUAUUUUUUUUUUAAAUCAAGUAACGCAGUUACAAUUACUGAAAUUUAAAUGAGUUUGUUACUCGCAUUACUCUAUUUUGGGAAAAAAUAACACUUGCAGACAAGACAUUUCUGAUCUAACGUCCCAGGACCGUGGUGGGCGGCGCAAUGAAUCAUUAAACUUCAUCAUGGACGAUCUAAAUGGGACAACAUACCUUUGUUUAAAAAUUGUGCGCAAGUCAUAAUCCAUCUGGUUUGUAAAUUAUCUAUGCCAAGCAAUCACAGUAUGACAUCAACUUGCAUUUGUAGUCCACAAAAGUAAAACAUCUGAUAAAUGUUAAUAUAUUCUUAGAUGUUUACAUUGGCUUUCAUGGAAGAUAACGAUCUUCGAUUGUUGAUUUCCUGUAAAAUAUGCACCCUGCGCUGUACAACCGUGUUAAAACUUCAUAGUAUGUGUGAGUACGCAGUUAGUUUCCGUUUUGGUUUCACUUGCUCUGUGUCCGACAAAACAAUCCACUCGAUCUGUGUCUGACUAAACAAUCCACGUAUUCCGAUUUCUGAUUACACGCAAGCUUCAUAGUACCCAAAUUCUUAAAGAGACAGUACACAAUUUUUACACAUUAAAUAUUUUAAAUUUAAACAUACAGAUAUUUAUAUUUGUCUAAAUGGUCUAAAGUAUAAAUAAAGUAAGCUUACAUAUUAAGAUAAUUUCUAACAAAAAUAUUAAAAAGGCUGAAUCUAAUGCAAAAUAGGCUGAUAUAUUAGAGUCUUACGUGUAAAAUAUCCCAUCCAUAUAAUAAACUUUACUAAAAUAAUGCACUACAUAGCCAAACUAACAAAAGAGUGACGCCCACUGUGGCCCACAGCCUAUCAUUGAAUCGUUUGACUGUUGAGUACUGUUCAUAUUUACAUUUAAAAAGCAGACAUAAAAGUAACUUAAAAGUUACUUUCCCUAUUACUUUUGAUAUACAGUAACUGGUAGAGUAAUUCAAUUACUUUUAAAAGAAGUAACUAGUAACUGUUACUAAUUACUAAUUUUCAGUUACUUACCCAACACUGCUGAAAAUUAAAACUGUCACUAAAUGUGACCCUGGAUGACUAAAGAAGUCAUACGUCACACGGGUAUAUUUGAAGGGGUUUGGUUUCAAAAAACAAUAAACACAGGUCUGGGGGUCUGUGGGGGCAUUGCCCAAAAAGUCCCCCAAAAAAUGUCCACCCAACCAUAAAAAAAAUUAAAUCACUUUAAACAAAAUAAAAUGUCUUCUAUUGGCAAAUGCUAGUUAUUACGAAUAACUUACUCAACCUUUGAAGGUCUCUUCAGCAGUAUUUAACUCACAGUAAAAGUACUACUGUUCUCUAACUUAAAAAAAAUUCAUCUUUCAAAUAUACAUCAGAAACAAUCCAAUUUAGUAUUACAUAAACUUAAUAACACAACACAUAUUAAAAUGAAAUGUUUUAAUAGUAAAACAUAGCCCCUUAUCCUUUCUUAGACAUUAUUUAUUCCUUCAAUUACAACAGCCAAUAACAAAUCCCAAGCAGCUUUUAAUGUGUUUGUUUAAGACGUAGUUUUGUUUAUUAAAAUUAGAAUAUUUGGUUGUGGCAUAAUAUAUAGUAGAUAUAAAUGAUAUAAGAUGGUUACACAGUAAAUAUACAGUAUUGUAAGAGCUGAGCAUCGCAUGUCGUUUUAAAAUCUAAUUUAGGCGGUUUUGUCAUCAUCAUUCGUCGGCUCAUUCAGCUCGCGUUUGAGGAAAAACUUUACACGCAAAGAUCUACAGACUUUUAAGUUCAAGAGGAGCUUUCACUCCGCAAGGUCAUUGUAAGGAAAACGAUUGUAAUUUAUAAUGUUACAUCAUAUUAUAAUAUCUAAUUUGCUGUGUUAUGAACAAAGCAGUGUGAUUUAUCUUUAGUCUUGACGCAAAUAACACUAACGGUAUUUUAGGGCUUGUGCUUUUGUCUGGUGCUGCUAUCGGCAAAGAGGAUAACCUUUGACGAAUUUGACAUGCAUGUCAAAUUGCUUUCAUGAUUUUUCAAUAUAGAUUAUUUAAAGCGUUGUGCUUUGUUGUGAUAUUUGAUGGUUGCUGCAGCAGCAUGUAUGAAGGGUCAGGAAUUAAUGAAAAUAUAGCUUAUCACAUAUAUCACAUUGAAAAGUACGGAAGAGGAUU